AUUAAAAGUCCAGCGAGAAAUUAGCAGCUCUGCGAAUUCGGAGCAAGCGGACAAUACCCCUAAAAGAAAGCAGGGAGGGAGGAGGGUAGAAAGAAGAAGGAAAAGGAGAAGUAGGAGGGCAGGCAGAUUGAAAAAAAAUUGAAAUCAGAAGAGAAAAAAAGAAGAUGAAGGUGCCAUUGGUGAGGACGAAGGUGUUAAUUCGGCACUUGCCUCCGUCUCUGUCUCAGUCCGAUCUCUUCCACCAAAUCGACCACCUGCUCGCCGACCGCUACAACUGGCUCUGCUUCCGUCCAGGAAAGAAUAGCCAGAAGAACCAGAGGUAUUCUCGGGCCUACAUAGAUUUCAAGCGACCUGAAGAUGUUUUUGAGUUUGCUGAAUUCUUUGAUGGACACGUGUUUGUCAAUGAGAAGGGGGCUCAAUUCAAGGCUAUAGUUGAAUAUGCACCCUCACAGCGUGUUCCAAAACCUAGUACGAAAAAGGAUGGCCGUGAAGGGACAAUAUAUAAAGAUCCUGAUUAUUUGGAGUUCCUCAAACUUAUUGCAAAGCCUGUCGAGCAUCUUCCUAGUGCAGAAAUACAGCUGGAGAGAAAGGAAGCAGAACAAGCUGGUGGUGCAAAAGAAGCUCCUAUUGUUACACCCCUCAUGGAGUAUGUUCGUCAGAAACGAGCUAUUGGAAGUGGUACUCAGGUUUCAUCCGUUGUUCGGAAGGUUAGAAGAAGAGUCAGGGCUGCCUCUGUUAGCAAACGUGGCUCACCUUCUACAAAACGGGUCUCUGAGAAGAAAAAGUACAUAAUAAAGGACGGUACUAAACACACAAGUCGAAGGGACAAAUCCACUUUCAAUGUGGUACCCAGGCGAGAGGAUCAGUUGGCUCGUUCAAGUGGAAAAGAAACAUUAGAAAAUGAAAUUGGUUCUGUUUCAGGAAUCCCUGUGAUUUCUGACUCUGGAAAGAAGAAAAUCUUACUUAUUAAAGGAAAAGAGCGUGAAAUAUCUCCUGUUGAAGGUAUGUCACAACUUGGAAGUUCUCCUAUUUCACAUGCUCCGAAGCAGAACCAAAGGCGUGAGGCUAGUGGAAGAAUGAUCAGAAGCAUACUUUUAAAUAAUGAGGGACGCCAAAGUCAAACUUCAACUGAAACUCAGCCUCAGCAGAAAAUUCAAAGUCUGAACUCAGAUGUUAAGCGAGUAUCUCGGCCUUCCAAUGCAAGGUCAGGGUUGAAUGGUGACAUCUCUACUAAUGAACUUAACUCAAUGAGCUCUGAAGGGGAUAGAAAGAGGGCAACAGCUGAUAGAUUUACAAAAAAGGACGUGCAUGGUACAACUAGUGUUAGUGAGAGGCAGGAAAAAAAUACACGAAACAAGGAUAGACCUGAUCGUGGUGUUUGGGCUCCUCUUCAUCGUGCUGAUAGUUCACAUGCUAGUGCUGAGCAUUUGCCAUCCUCCGGGUUACAACGCCCUCAAGUAAUAUCUGAUUCCUUUGAAGGUCAUGGAAAAGGGAAGGACGACUCUUCUUAUGGAAGCAGGACUGGGGAAGUUAUAAAUCCUACAAGUGGACGUAAUAGUUCUCAUGUAGAGAAUGGUUCACAUAGACAUUUUGGUCGCCAUGGAAGUGCCCAUAAUAUGAAAGAUGACAGUUCUGUAAAUGUAGGUGAGGGGAAGCCAUCUAAAAGAGGUGCUUCUGUUCAUGGUACCCCUGAGCAGAAACAAGUGUGGGUUCAGAAAUCAUCUUCAGGUUCUUAGAACAUCCAAGGCUGAUUAUGUCAUUCAGUCAGAACACUAAUUCCUCAUAUGUUUAAGGCAAUCAUCUCCGUAAUCGUGGCUUAAGGCCUUCACUGAAGACAUCAUGAAAAUGGAGGCAUACCUAAAAGGGGAAUUUUGUUCGGGCCAAAUUAUGUCCAAAUUGUCCAAUUUGUGCCGGAGGGAAGGAUUGCGGCACGCUCCAAGUUACAAGCCUUGCAAACAUGACAAAAAUUUGAGAGAUGGUUUAACUUUUUUAUCUUCAGUGUACGAUUUUAUCGUUAUGUCAUAUGUAUAGUUUAAUUCGUGACGAAUUUCAUAACGCUAAAAUACUCGUCGAGUUCGAUUGUUGUGUGUACUUGGCGGACUGGUAAAGAGUAUAAGAACCUCCACCUUUAUGUACCAAAACGAUGACGAUGAAUGGUGUACCAUGUAAUAAGGAAUAUUUUCGUGAAGUGAAAUGUGCAGUGGUUUGGCGCUUUUGGACUAA
Malus domestica (apple) is the source of this 2223-nucleotide messenger RNA. Its product is annotated as regulator of nonsense transcripts UPF3. Gene Ontology annotation, cellular component: cytoplasm; nucleolus. Gene Ontology annotation, biological process: nuclear-transcribed mRNA catabolic process, nonsense-mediated decay; positive regulation of translation. Gene Ontology annotation, molecular function: mRNA binding. NCBI's taxonomy places the organism in Eukaryota, Viridiplantae, Streptophyta, Magnoliopsida, Rosales, Rosaceae. The record is from RefSeq and is a predicted model, not a curated record.